AUGAAACAGUUUAGCUGGUUUUCAGGUGCCCAGGGUCUAUACUAUCUGCUAGCAAUAAUUGCCAUAUAUCUAGCACUAGUACUACAAGUGAUACCCCAAUGGAUGUCCAAUAGUAAACCCUGGGAUCUGAAACUGAUUAUACGCGGCUAUAAUGGUCUACUAGUGCUGAUUAAUGGCUACUAUUUUUUCUACGAGCUCCGGGAGCUGGACUACGGCUGGAAAUUGAUGACCGAUUUUGCCGUACCCGACGAUCGGCAAUGGUCGCCAACCAUUGGAUAUGACAUACACCGUGUCUAUUGGUAUCAUUGGACAAAACUACUAGAUCUAAUGGAUACCAUAUUUUUUGCUCUGCGCAAAAAGCACCGGCAGAUAACUUUCCUGCACCUAUACCAUCACUCAACUGUUGCCCUACUAUCAUGGCUGGCCAUAUGGUACCGGUUCAAUAUGAUGCCCCUGAAACUGUUUAUCUUGCUUAACUCAUUUGUACAUACAUGUAUGUACGGAUAUUAUUUGUUGGCAACCUAUGGAUCAGCCAGGUUACACCAGUAUCUAUGGUGGAAACCUUGGCUAACCAAGCUACAGUUGGCCCAAUUUAUCGUAUACAUAGGCUAUGGUACCCUGGUCGAGCACCUGGGUGUACCAUUUCCGCCACUAUUGAAAUAUUAUACACAACUACAGAGUCCCGGRUUUUUMUAUAUGUUUUUCAACUUUUAUCGCAAUAAUUAUUUAAUGUGUUUAUGUUAA
Oppia nitens is the source of this 744-nucleotide messenger RNA. Its product is annotated as elongation of very long chain fatty acids protein 4-like. The coding region runs from base 1 to 744 and encodes 247 amino acids. Lineage: Eukaryota; Metazoa; Arthropoda; Arachnida; Sarcoptiformes; Oppiidae. The record is from RefSeq and is a predicted model, not a curated record. Gene Ontology annotation, molecular function: fatty acid elongase activity. Gene Ontology annotation, cellular component: endoplasmic reticulum membrane. Gene Ontology annotation, biological process: fatty acid elongation, saturated fatty acid; very long-chain fatty acid biosynthetic process; fatty acid elongation, monounsaturated fatty acid. The transcript has 3 exons.